GGGAUGGACAGAGCUGUGUGAGCAACCUGGAAGGGAAUAGCUAGCCCGCCUCGACCCAGACCACCACCCCCACUCCCAUUCCUUCUCCGUCCCUAUAUAACAGCUGUCGUACCUGCACUGCAGCUCCUCGUUCUCAUUCCCUCAGUAGCCCCAAGUACCUUUCUCUUGUCAUUAUCUCUCGGUGUGCAGGCGGUUCGCCUCUUGUGUUCCCGACCCCUGAGGUCUCCCCCUUUCGUCUUAUACCCUUCACCACCCCCCCGCGGCCCGGUGAGCACAGGGAUCAGAGGACCCUGAGUUCGGCUGCGGCCCAAGGAGUCUGGUAUAGCCAGCACUCUCAUCCUAUAAACACUCUUAGUUUCAUACGAGACACGACGGCGCCACCGCGCCGCGCCCGCUAGCAGCCAUGAGGGACAGCAUGAUCCUCCUCCUGUACCUGGCGGUGCCGAGCCUUCUGUUCUCGGUGCUCAAGCAGAUACUCAGCUGGAACAAGAAGAAGGGCAAGGAAGGCGAGGCCAAGUUCCCGGGCCCCAAGCAGUUCCCCAUCGUGGGGCGGAUACACGACCUCCCGCGGUUCCAGCUCUGGCUCAAGUUCAAGGAGUGGGCCGACAUCCACGGCCCCAUCUACCAGACCCGCGCCGUCGACACCACCUUCGUCGUUGUCUCGGAUGAGAAGAUCGCCGAGGAGCUGCUCGUCAAGCGCGGCCACAUCUACUCGGGCCGCCCGCAGAUCCGCUCGCUCAUUGGACACAAGGAGGGCAUUGGCUAUGUUGCUCUGAUGGACAGGCAUGACCACUGGCAGCGCCAGCGCAAAUGGGUCCACGCCGCCAUGGCCGAGGCCUACCGCAACCACUUCUACGGGCACGUCGAGGCCGAGACCACCAAGUACCUGGCCAUGCUGCUGGCGGACCCGUCCCGGUUCUACUGCUACACGCGCGAGCACUGCGGCCGCAUCAUGAGCCGGCUGGCCUGGGACCAGGCGCAGCAGGGCGCCAAGAACGGCAUGUCGGCCGACACGACGCUGCACUGCAUGUCGGUGUCGGGCCCCAUCACCAACACGGUCGCGCCGCUCUGGUUCCUGCCCUGGAAGGUCAACCCCUGGAAGCAGUACGAGGUCAAGCGCGAGGCCGAGCAGCGCGCCUGGUGGCUCGACAACUACGACAUCUCCAAGCGGCGCUUCCUGGCCGGCGAGCUGCCCAAGGACACGUGGGCGUACCGCUACAUGGAGCAGGUCCGGGCCGGCGGCAACGAGACGCUGACGCAGGACCGCGACGAGGAGUUGUUCGCGAGCUGCAUGAUUGGCUUCUUCAACCUCGUCGGCGUCGUCACCAUCUCGGGCCCCACAAAGUUCUUCCUCAUGGCCAUGGCCCUGUUCCCCGAGUGGCAGAAGAAGGCGCAGGAAGAGAUCGACCGCGUCUGCGGCGACGAGAUGCCCACGCUGGCCAACUUUGCCGACCUGCCUACCGUCCGCGCCAUCCUCAAGGAAACCGUCCGGUGGAGGUCUGGUGUGCCUCUGGGUGUGCCUCACCAAGCCGAGAAGGAUGACGUCUACCGCGGAGUGACCAUCAAGAAGGGCACCAUUGUCCUGGCAUGCGAAUGGAGCAUCAACCGCGUCCCGGAGCGCUACCCGGACCCGGAGAACUUCCGGCCGGAGCGCUACCUCGAGGCCGGGUGGCCGACGUUCCAGGAGCCGCUGACAAAGUACCCCAACUUCCGCGACGGCGUCGGCAUGCACUCGUUCGGCUGGGGCCGGCGCACGUGCCUGGGGCAGAACAUUGUCGACGACGAGAUGUUCGUGACGGCCGCGGCCGUGCUCUGGGGCUUCAACAUGGCGCAAAAGGUGGACCAGCGCACGGGCGAGAUCAUCCCCAUCGACACCCAGGCCACCAACAGCCACGUCAUCCUGGAGCCGGACCCGUGGCAGAUGACCUUUGCGCCCCGGAGCGAGGCGCGCGCGGCCAAGAUCAUGCACAACUACGAGCAGGUGCGGCCGACGCUCAAGGUCGAGGAUUAAAGCCCGGGGUUUGUCGUUGGGUACAGCUUUAUAGAUGCCGCGAGGCUGGGACUGGGACUGGGACUGUUGCGGGUAACCCAAACAGUGCUUUUCAGCACCAGGUCUCGUUUUUUUGUUAUCUGUGAUUUGGUCACUCCUUUUUUGCUAUAAAGCGACGGCAGUUGGGUAUCGGGAUUCCCUAGGAAAGGGUAGACGAAGCGAUCUGGGGGUUUCUUCUCCAUUGAAGGAGAGAAGCCAUUCAAUAUGUUUAUUAAAGCGUGAACGGAGUUUGUUUGAGCUAUUAAAGACGAUACCUUAUGAUCUUGCACUACAGCAUCGGGCG
Molecule: messenger RNA, 2333 nt
Organism: Gaeumannomyces tritici R3-111a-1
Lineage: Eukaryota; Fungi; Ascomycota; Sordariomycetes; Magnaporthales; Magnaporthaceae
Product: cytochrome P450
Exons: 4
Coding region: 404-2011 (535 amino acids)
Molecular function (GO): iron ion binding; oxidoreductase activity, acting on paired donors, with incorporation or reduction of molecular oxygen; heme binding
Source: RefSeq, a predicted model, not a curated record